Messenger RNA from Rhagoletis zephyria (snowberry fruit fly), 3018 nucleotides. Its product is annotated as zinc finger protein 845-like. Gene Ontology annotation, cellular component: nucleus. Gene Ontology annotation, biological process: regulation of transcription by RNA polymerase II. The record is from RefSeq and is a predicted model, not a curated record. NCBI's taxonomy places the organism in Eukaryota, Metazoa, Arthropoda, Insecta, Diptera, Tephritidae. Gene Ontology annotation, molecular function: zinc ion binding; DNA-binding transcription factor activity, RNA polymerase II-specific; sequence-specific DNA binding.
UGAACGUACCGCGCGCGAACGUCGGAAAACAAAUAACAGCUGACUUUAUCAAUCAUCGUGCGGUGAAAAAGACAACUCCUAGACGCGUUGAAGUGAAUUUUUUCUGAUUACAUUUUUUGUAUUUUGUGGUGUGGAAAUUUAAUUAACUAUUUAUUUAAAGCUUAAAAUUACGCAUACUCUGCAACAUAACGCCAGAGCUUGUUUGCAUUAAGCAGGUUAUGGAUCAGGUUGCUCACGUACAAGCGUGUCGCCUAUGUGCAAAUUUCUAUGUGACCGGCGCCGAGGUUGAAUUUGUGCACCUUUUUGAGCCCCUAGCUGGACUUGAGGAGCAAUUGGAUUUUGUGCGAACGCAAUCGGUGGCGUGGCAAUUACACAUUUCAGCCAACGAUGGUUUACCACAGCAAAUUUGUGCCAAUUGCUUUGCACAAUUCUGCAACAUUCACUCAUUCCGACAGCAAUGCGUAUUGGCACAGCAAAAGUUGCUGCAAUCAUUUGUGGGCGUUGGUUUAAAUGCAAAUGUUGCAACUGUGGCAGGCGGCAGCAAACAAGCGUCAUCGCUGUCGCCACAGUCGCAAACUAGCGCAGCUUUGACAAAUGGCAACGAUAUGCUAAGCGGACUGAAGAUUGAUGCGCCAGUAACAAGCGCCGAAUUAAUGGCAAGUUUAGAUUGCCUACAACCGCCAACAACCAGUGCUGAUGUCAUAGCCUGCUUGGAUGGGCUGCAAUUGCCUGCUAGUGUAGCAGAAACGCUAUCAUUGCUGACACAAGAGUUGACUACAAUGCACAAUGGCUCUUUGCUGGACAACAGCGCUAAUUCGAUCACCACAUACGCCACCAUGGACACAAAAACGGAAGAGACAAAUGUACUACAGUUUUCGGCAGCAUCAACAGCACAAAAUAUCUACUAUGCACAGCAGGCACCCAUUACGACAGUAACGGCGGCCACAAAUACACCAGUAACUUUAAUAACAAAUGCGAGCGCGAAGUGUUUGGGUAGCACAUUGAAGAACGCAAAGCCAGAUAUUGAUUUGGAAGAUAUGCUACAAGGCAGCAUAAUACCGAAAAAUAACAAGUCGAAUAGCGUGCAGACAGAAAUUUAUGACGAGGUGAGAGAAGAAACACAUAUGGUUCAAGAAGAAGAACAGAUGGUUCAAGAAGAAGCACAGAUGGUUCAAGGAGAAGCACAAAUGGUUCAAGAAGAAAAAGAGAAACCAUUUUCUACCUAUGAGGAUAUGAUGGACGAUGAACUGGACUACCUUUCAUGCUCCGAACAAGAAGAAUCCAACGAAAUGGAUGACGUCGAAACGGAGGCAGAUGGUACUUCACCCACGCGCAUCUCACGCGAUCCAUUUGCCUGCCAAUAUUGCUACUGUCCGAAUUCCGGUUCUAUUGAUCACUUGGUGUUUGAGAGUGCCGAUGCACUCUCCCAGCAUUUCUUUGACGUGCACGACCCCAAUCUGCCUUACACGUGUCCGUACUGCCCACAGAAAUACAAUUCCGCUAAGCAACGCGACUACCAUGUACGCCUCAUGCACCCCACCGUAUCCAGGGCUGACCAAUGUGAAUACUGCAAAAAGACCCUGCGCAGUACAAAGGAAUGUCAUGAGAUGCAUUGUCAAUAUGUGGGCGAUUGGCGUUGUGAUACGUGCGAACAAUGCUUCUACCAGUUUCCAUUAAAUCGUUUCCGUGCACAUCAACGACAUCACCUUAACAAAAAAAAGUUAAGAUGCCGGGAAUGCGGACGCAUAUUUGUACGCCGCGCUAAUUUGGAGGCCCAUGAACGCCUGCAUCGCCCUCGUGCAAACUUCAAAAUUGAAUGUCAUGAAUGCCAAGAAGUAUUUUCAAACGAUUACGAACUACGUCGCCAUAAAUAUCAGGCACACAAUGGAGCGCUGCCAGUGCGUUGCGAAUACUGUCACAAAGGUUUCGUAAGUAUGGCCUUUCUCAGUCGACACAGACAACAUUUCCAUCCGGAAAAGACAGGGAGCAAUAGUUUGGGUAGCGCCACCUGCACCAACUGCGGCUGCGUGUUUAGUUCACUACAAAAACUGCGUUUACACGCCCAGCAGCCGCGUGAUGAAAAAGGCCAUUGUAUCGAAACGAUGCGUCACGUUAUUCCGUACCAAGAACGUACGCGUCAAUUGCGACGACCGAGAUUGUACUCUUGUGAGCACUGUAAUAAACGUUUUUCAACACAGGCUACACUUGAUAAGCAUAUGGGCACACAUGGGACUGUCACGUUCGGCUGCAGUGAGUGCUCGAUGCGUUUUCAAGAUGCAAACGAGUUGAAACGGCACAUUAUGGAGAUGCACGCCAAGCCACGGUAUCUAAAGUGCGAUUUGUGCGAAAAACGUUUUUGCUAUAUGCGCGAAUUGCAGCAGCACCAGAAAGAGCAUGCUGGCGAUGGAGAAGUACCCGAUGAUAGCUUUCACUGCCCCAUUCGCAAUUGCGGCGCCAGGGCAUCGUCCAUUAAAGAGGCUCACGAUCACGCAUAUCUCAAUCAUAAGUUGAUCGCCUGUGAUUAUUGUGAUUGUCUCUUCGGUCGCAAUCGUUUGACAACUCAUCUACGUACAGUGCAUGCUACUGGAAAUAUCGCAGAAGAGCCGAACAAUAACAAUAAUAAUAGUAACGCAAUGACUUUCUCGAAUGCACAAGUAGCAUCACGGCAGACGGAGGACUCUUUGGCGGUAGCGAGCAUACUUGGCACCGACAACGUACAAUUGAAUAACAAUGACUUAAUGGUUUCCUUCGAAGAUGGGGCCAUCAAUGGCGGGGAAAAGGUGCGCGUGGAGCUGGUGCAGCAACAAACGCCCAUUAUGACUAAUUUGGUGUUGCAGGAGCAAGUGUCCAACACAUUUAAACCACUCAUUCCAACGGCAGAUGAAAUGGAGCAGAAUUUCCUAAUGGGUGCUUUGCUCGAUCAGGAUAAUGAAAUCAUAGUCACAUGAUAGACUGGAGGCGGGCAUAGUUUAAUUUUUUGUCUAACUUAACCUAUUUUUUUAUAUUUAUGCAUAUGUA